ACACAACACAACACUCCACUCCUCCUACGAGUCCAUGACUUUAAUUCUUCAUCCAAACCCAAACCCAAGCCAUCAAAACCAUGCGCAUUCUGAUUACCUCUUUUCUUCUCUUCUCUGUUCUACUCCUUCUCUCUUCCAAUGGCGCAUCUGGGUUCGGCUCAAUGGGUCCUAUCUCCGCAUCUUUUGGUCAAAAUAGCUUCUUUUGCGCCAUUGACGCCAGUGGCAAACAAGACGUUCUUUGCUGGGCAAAGAACACUUCUUCGUUAUCUUCUUCAUCUUCAACAACAAGCGCUGCUUAUUUUAGUAACAUUCCUCCGAUGGCAGCUCUCUCUGGCGGUGAAGGAUUUCUGUGCGGUAUAUUAGCUAACACUUCACAAGCGUUUUGUUGGAGUUCAAAUAGUUCAUCAGGUAUAGAUCUUGUACCUUCUGUUUUUAAAACCACUGCUUAUUCACAUAUCGCUGCUGGGAAGAAUCAUGUGUGUGCUAUAAGAGGGUCUUAUUAUUCUGAUCACGAUUCGGGUAUUGUUGAUUGUUGGGAUAUUUUGAGAAGUGGUAAUAAUAAUACUUUGAGUUCUGUACAAAGUACCAUGUUUUAUGAUGAGUAUGUUAGUACUCUUGUUCUUAAAUAUGUCGUGUCCGGUGAGGGGUUUAGUUGUGGUGGGGUUAGAGACGGCGGUGUUGUUUGUUGGGGACCAAACUCUGGGAGUUUAGGAGUCUCUAAUGUGACAGAAAAUUUCACAGUUUUAGCUUCAGCAAAAGAAUCUCUUUGUGGGAUUUUAGAUUUAUCUGGCGAGGUCAAAUGUUGGGGUUCUAAUGAUGAUUCAAGUUUAGUUCCUCGAGUCGGGAUCCGAUUUGUGUCGUUGGCUGCUGGUGCCAAUCAUUUUUGUGGUAUUAGAGAAGAUAAUCAUGGAGUUGAUUGCUGGGGAAGCUUUAAUUUUUCAUCUGUUCCGAAGAAUUCUGGGUUUAUGGCUAUUGCUUCAUCUGAUUUUACAACGUGUGGUAUCAGGGAAAAUGAUUUGGUUCUUGACUGCUGGUUUGCUAAUUCCUCCUUGCCGGCUGAUUAUGAUCCUCCUUUGGAGUUGUGUAGUCCAGGACUUUGUACACCUGGUCCUUGUAACGUUGGGGAGUUUGCCUUCAAUGCAAGUAUGCUAAAUGAGCCGGAUUUGACAAGCUUGUGUGUUAGAAAGGAUCUGAAAAUUUGUUCACCCUGUGGAACAAAUUGUUCUGGAGGAUUCUUCUUGUCUAGUCCGUGCACUGAUAAUGCUGACCGAGUAUGCACAGCCUGCUCACUUUGCCAGAGUAGUUCUUGUUGGGAUGUUUGUGGGCUUCAAUCUUCUACAGAAAGGCAUUGGCAUCAGUUUCGCCGUUUAGUUCUCAUAGUUGGUUGUUCUGCAGCAGGUUUGUUACUGCUAAUAAUUAGCUGGUGUAUACUUCCGCAUGUUUGUACCACUAGAACAGAAGAUGGAUCAAAAAAACAAUUCAAAUCAUGCAUUGGUAAACCAGAAUUAGCCACUGAUGCUACUGCUGAUUCACUUCCUCCUCCAAUUGCUACCUGUCCUGGGGUGGCUCAAGUUUUCCGACUCUCAGAGCUGAAAGAUGCUACCAAUGGGUUUAAGGAGUUUAAUGAACUUGGCAGGGGAAGCUAUGGUUUUGUUUACAAAGCUGUCCUUGCAGAUGGGCGGCAAGUUGCUGUCAAGCGAGCUAAUGCAGCCACAAUAAUUCACUCUAAUAUCCGAGAAUUUGAAAUGGAGUUGGAAAUCCUUUGCAGUAUCAGGCAUAGCAAUAUUGUGAAUUUGCUCGGUUAUUGCUUAGAGAUGGGGGAGAGGCUUCUUGUUUAUGAGUUUAUGCCCCAUGGAACACUUCAUGACCAUCUCCAUGGUGGACUUUCUCCUCUAAAUUGGAGCCUGAGGCUGAAAAUUUCAAUGCAGGCAGCUAAAGGGCUUGAGUACCUCCACAAGGAAGCUGUUCCACCAAUUGUGCAUCGAGAUGUUAAGACUUUAAACAUUCUCUUAGAUUCCGAUUGGGGAGCUAGAAUUGCUGAUUUCGGGCUUCUUACAUCUAAUGAGAGGGAUUUCAGUGGAGACAUACAGAAUGAUGUGUACAACUUUGGGAUUGUAGUAUUAGAGAUUCUUAGCGGGAGAAAAGCGUACGAUAGAGAAUACACACCUCCUGGUAUAGUUGAGUGGACAUUGCCCUUGAUUAAACAGGGUAAGGCAGCUGCAAUAAUCGAUCGGUAUGUGGCGCUACCAAGAAAUGUUGAGCCUUUGCUAAAACUAGCGGAUAUAGCAGAAUUGUGUAUUAGGGAAAAUCCAAGUGAGCGUCCUACUAUGUCAGAAGUGGCAACAUGGUUGGAGCAAAUUGUGAAGGAAGGUUUGAUCUUGUAGUCUUCAGCUCAAGUCUCAUACUUUCGGUAAAAUCAAGUUGAUAAAUACUUCAUCUUCAUUGAGUAGUGCCAUUUGGAAACUGUAAAUUUGUAUGAGCUUCUUGCAUAUGACGACGCAUACCGGUUCACACCCUCUCUAAGCCCUUUUUUUGUAUUUUUUUUACUUCUAUUUUCUCCGUGCUUGUUUCAGUUUAUCUCCACAAAGUAAAGGAGAUGCAAUUUUUUCUACAUUCUACAUUUGUUCAUUCUAUGGAAAUGGAUUAAAUAGGUAUGCCCUCUUGUGUAACAAUUGGAACUUGUAUUUCAGGAAUAAAAAAAUG
Pistacia vera is the source of this 2703-nucleotide messenger RNA. RefSeq names its product serine/threonine-protein kinase-like protein CCR1. Bases 81 to 2384 code for a protein of 767 amino acids. The record is from RefSeq and is a predicted model, not a curated record. Gene Ontology annotation, biological process: protein phosphorylation. The transcript has a single exon. Gene Ontology annotation, molecular function: protein kinase activity; ATP binding; protein binding. Lineage: Eukaryota; Viridiplantae; Streptophyta; Magnoliopsida; Sapindales; Anacardiaceae.